Messenger RNA from Mesocricetus auratus (golden hamster), 2078 nucleotides. RefSeq names its product hemojuvelin BMP co-receptor (gene Hjv). The transcript has 4 exons. Gene Ontology annotation, cellular component: plasma membrane. The record is from RefSeq and is a predicted model, not a curated record. Gene Ontology annotation, biological process: BMP signaling pathway. Gene Ontology annotation, molecular function: coreceptor activity. Bases 288 to 1538 code for a protein of 416 amino acids. Lineage: Eukaryota; Metazoa; Chordata; Mammalia; Rodentia; Cricetidae.
UUCCCCCUCUCUCCACACCAAACCUUCUCUGGCUCUCUGACCUCAGUGAGAUUACAGCCAGUCUGGGGACCCAGGAGAGACAUGGAGAAAGAGAUGGGGGACCCCUGGCUGGAACAGACCAACAGAUUAGGCAACUAUGGCUGGAGAAUCCGGUAUCAGAGUAAUGUUUGACCUCGGGAAACACCAAAUUUCUUUUUCCAGUCACAGAACUGCCUGUCGAAAUUCACUAAGUAGGAGGUUCAUCAGCUGGGAAGAACCCGCGCCUGGGGGAAUCUGGCUGGAUAGGUAUGGGGGAUCUUAGUCCCUGGCCCCCCCAUGGCGGUCCCCCAACUCUAAGCAUCCUCACUCUACUGCUGCUCCUCUGUGGACAGGUUCACUCCCAGUGCAAGAUCCUACGCUGCAAUGCCGAGUACGUCUCGUCCACUCUGAGCCUUCGGGAAGGGGGCUCUCCGGGCUCGCCGCGUGGAGGCGGCCGUGGUGGGCUGGCCUCAGGUGGCUUGUGUCGCGCCCUGCGCUCCUAUGCGCUCUGCACUCGGCGCACAGCCCGCACGUGCCGCGGGGACCUCGCCUUCCACUCUGCGGUGCACGGCAUCGAGGACCUGAUGAUCCAACACAACUGCUCUCGCCAGGGCCCCACGGCCCCGCCCCCGGCCCGGGGCCCCGCCCUUCCCGGAGCUGGCCCAGCACCCCCGACCCCAGACCCCUGUGACUACGAGGCCCGGUUUUCCCGGCUGCAUGGUCGGGCCCCGGGCUUCUUGCAUUGCGCCUCCUUCGGGGAUCCCCAUGUGCGUAGCUUCCACCACCACUUUCACACGUGCCGAGUCCAAGGAGCUUGGCCCCUGCUGGAUAACGACUUCCUUUUUGUUCAGGCCACCAGCUCCCCCGUGGCAUCGGGGGCCAACGCUACCACCAUCCGGAAGAUCACCAUCAUAUUUAAGAACAUGCAGGAAUGCAUUGACCAGAAAGUCUACCAGGCCGAGGUGGACAAUCUUCCUGCAGCCUUUGAAGACGGUUCUGUCAAUGGAGGCGACCGACCUGGGGGCUCGAGUUUGUUCAUUCAAACUGCUAGCCCUGGGAGCCAUGUGGAGAUCCGAGCAGCCUAUAUUGGGACAACUAUAAUCAUUCGACAGACAGCUGGGCAGCUCUCCUUCUCCAUCAGGGUAGCUGAGGAUGUGGCGCGGGCCUUCUCCGCGGAGCAGGACCUACAGCUGUGUGUUGGCGGCUGCCCUCCGAGUCAGCGACUGUCCCGCUCAGAGCGCAGCCGCCGUGGGGCUAUAGCCUUCGAUACUGCCAGAAGGCUGUGUAAGGAAGGGCUUCCGGUGGAAGACGCCUACUUCCAGUCUUGCGUCUUUGACGUUUCAGUCUCUGGCGACCCCAACUUUACGGUGGCAGCUCAGACAGCUCUGGACGAUGCCCGAGUCUUCCUGCCGGAUUUAGAGAAAUUGCAUCUUUUCCCCGCAGAUGCAGGGCCUCCUCUCUCCCCAGCAACCUUCCUAGUCCCACUCUUUUCGGGCCUCUUUGUUCUAUGGCUUCUGUAAGUAGGCCAGCAACCCCGUGACUAGUCUGGAACCGAUUUGAGGGUAGAGCUUGGCGUGAGAAAACACUAAGAUGUGCCAGAGGAAACAGUGGGGACAGGGAGAUACAGGAGACAAAGACACUCACCUAGAAUCAGAUGGGGCCCCGCAGUCAGAGCUGCCAUGAUCCCAGAAUAAGAAUUCUGGGCCAUGGUUUUGCAUUCCGGACCGUGGUAGGAGCUCGUCACCAUGAACUUCCCCGGCCUUACAUACAUCUGAAGUCACUCCUACAAACCUAGAUUGUAAGAGUGCUGGUAAUCAGCAAAACACUCAAGGGUUGGGAUCUCUUAAAGGCAGUAACUAAAAGUAGGAAGAUGAGAUUGUCUUUAAGAGAGUCCAAAGAGAAGAAAAUAAUUAAGGAGAGCUUUUGGAUUCAGAAAUUAAGCGGGCAUUGUGUAGCUCUAGGACAAAGGAAGUCAACUUUUGGAGACUAGUACCAGUACAGAAACUGGCAUCCCCACCCCCUACCAAUCUGUUAUUAAAGCUAUGAAUUCUCCACACUGA